This is a messenger RNA of Mycena indigotica, 1020 nucleotides long. RefSeq lists its product as uncharacterized. Bases 1 to 1020 code for a protein of 339 amino acids. The record is from RefSeq and is a predicted model, not a curated record. NCBI's taxonomy places the organism in Eukaryota, Fungi, Basidiomycota, Agaricomycetes, Agaricales, Mycenaceae. The transcript has a single exon.
AUGCGUGCUUCCACGAGCCCCAUCAUGGCCCUUCCUCCAGAGCUGUUAUCCACCAUAUUCGAGUCUUUCAUUGGCACCUUCUCGCCUCUCUCCGGGAAGAGCUCUCCCUUCGUUCUCGGAAUGGUGUGUCGAUACUGGCAUAACGUCUCUGUGGCCACCCCAACAAUCUGGAGCUCAUUCAAAUUAGACUUCUUGUCAUAUGCUUGGUUGGACGGAAUAUCGCCGAACACAAUGACGAAACACGACAGCCCAAGGCGGCUCAAUCUACUUUCUCUGUGGCUACAGCGUUCCGGCAAAGCUCCUAUCAGCUUCCAAUUCCACGGCUCCGAAAGUCAGAUGGCGGUUUCCCGACAGCUCUUUCAACGGCUUCUUCUCCAUUCUAAACGGUGGAGACACGUAGUGCUCAACGUUCCCCACUCUUUUCUUGACGAACUCAAAGGGGACAUGUCGAUGUUGAAGUACCUCAACAUCGAUCCGCACAAACUUCCCUCCACCAACGAUCAAAUCCACAUCAUCGACAACGCCCCAGAGUUGACGCAUGUUGUCCUCGGGGACUGCUUUGUUUUGGCUGCCAUUCACCUUCCGUGGAAGCAACUCACCCAUAUAACCGGUGUCUGCCUCUAUAAACGAGAAGCAUUUCACCUCAUUCAAAUCGCGACGCGUCUCCUUCGUCUUGAGCUCCAUGUUAUCGACGACUCGGACGACAUCCGCACGACCGAGACUGAGAUCAAGUCAAAUGUACGUCAUCUGGAAAUCUGGCUGCGCAAAGGGAACCUGGCCGUUUCCGAGGUCCUCUCGUCGCUAUUUCUCCCGUCGCUCGAGUUUCUCUUUGUUCACCAGCCGCACAUCAAACCCCAGCAUCUUUAUGCACUCGGCGCAAUGAUUCACCGAUCCGACUGCCCCCUGCGAGAAAUUCGACUGGAUGUUGAAGACCAUCUUCACAACCUCUGUCAAACGACAUUGUUAUUAUCUAUACCGAUCACAUUCGGACGAAUGGACAACCAAUAUAUCUCAUUAUAA